AUGGCUGAUAUCGACGAUGAGCUUCUUGCUCUUGCUGGCGGCGAUUCGGAGGAUGAAGGGUUCGCAAGCCCGCCGAGGGACGCGUCUGCGUCACCGCCGUCCUCGACGAGGAAAGAGGCCGGGAAAUCAUUGUCCAAGAAGCCUAAGCGAACAAGGAACCGUGAUUCAGAGGACGAGGGUGAAGCCUCUUCUGCACCUUCAUCACCUAACUCUCUCGAGUCGGCGCCCAUGGACGAAUCCGACUCCGAUGCCGAGCAGCCCGCACCGCGCGAGCGCGCUCCCGCGGGCGGCACCACCGAUAGCGACGACAAGUAUCCCAUCGAUGGCAUGUUUAUGAGUCAGGCCGAAAAGGCAGAGAUCAUGGCCAUGCGCGAAGUCGAGAGGGAGCAGAUCAUCGCCGACCGCAUCUCCGAGAUUGAGCGCCAAAGACAGAACCGCUUGCUGCGCCAGAUGGUCACCAGCGUGGAGAAUGAAGAGCGCAAGUACGUCAAGAAGAAGCGCAGCGCCGACACGGCAGAACUCGAGGACGUCGAGCGCAAGGCCUCGCGGCCACGAACCGGCAAGGCCAGCGAGACGGCCAUGGACUCGCUGCGCAGAGCUCGAGCGGAGAAGCAGAGACGCAAGGAGGACCAGGAGCGCCGCAGGGAUGAGUUCUCGCCCAGGCGGGACUCGCGCGAGCCAGAGAGCGAUGACGGCUUUGAGCGUGCGCGGUCUCGCACUCCGGUUGAGAAGGAAAUCAAGAGCCUGCCUCCAGCGGAGUUACGCGACUAUGAGCGAGUCCGACUUGGCCGAAACGAGUUCGCCCAAGUGUGCUUUACGCCUGGGUUCGAGGCGGCCAUCACAGGCUGCUUUAUCCGGAUAUCGGUCGGCGCUCACCCGGAGACAGGGAUCGAGCAGUAUCGCAUGGCAGUGAUCAAAGCUUUUGCGACCGGUAGACCAUAUGCACUUGGCGGUCCCAACGGCCCCUUUGUAACCGACCAGUACGUCAAGGCCGCGCAUGGAAAGGCGGUCAAAGAAUUCCCCUUCAUCGCUGCGUCCAGCGGCAAGUUUACGGAUGGCGAGCUCAAUCGCUAUCAGGUUACCUGUCAGAACGAAAACAUGACUCUGCCGACCAAGCAGUUUCUGAUGGACAAGGUUGACGACAUCAACCGUCUCAUCAGUCACACGUGGACGAGCGAAGAGAUCAAGACGAGGUUGGCGAAGAGGAACGAGCUGAAGCGACGCUUCGACCCCGCGGAGCGUGAGCGGAUCGGGCGACUGCUCGACGAGGCGGUGGCCAAGGGCGACGAGCAGAAAGCGGAAGAACUGCAGGAGAAGCUCGACAAGCUCAGCAGCCAGCGUCUCGCAUUCCGGACGACGCUGGGGCCUUCCAAAGGCAGUGAGGGCCCCGCGCUGUCGUCGGAGCAGGACCGGUUGGCAGAGCGCAACCGGGAGAACAGGCGGAUGAACGCCGAACUAGUGCGCAAGGCACAGCUCAAGGAGAAGGCCAAAGUGCGCGAGAUCGAGAUGGCAAUUAAGCGUGGCGAACAGAGGGCGUCGCCAAACGGCAACGGGACCAGCACGCCGACGGCCGGGACGCCCAAGCUGCAAGAGAAGAAAUACGAGGACAAUAAGGGGCUGCCGACGAUUCACAAGCCGCUCAUGGAUGACGACGUCAUUGGCGCCCUGGAUCUGGACAUUGACGUGGAGAUUUGA
Molecule: messenger RNA, 1695 nt
Organism: Hirsutella rhossiliensis
Lineage: Eukaryota; Fungi; Ascomycota; Sordariomycetes; Hypocreales; Ophiocordycipitaceae
Product: plus-3 domain-containing protein
Exons: 6
Coding region: 1-1695 (564 amino acids)
Cellular component (GO): Cdc73/Paf1 complex
Molecular function (GO): RNA polymerase II C-terminal domain phosphoserine binding; DNA binding
Source: RefSeq, a predicted model, not a curated record